Cyclopterus lumpus (lumpfish) is the source of this 4071-nucleotide messenger RNA. RefSeq lists its product as uncharacterized. The transcript has 25 exons. Gene Ontology annotation, cellular component: neuron projection. Bases 1 to 4071 code for a protein of 1356 amino acids. Gene Ontology annotation, molecular function: protein binding. NCBI's taxonomy places the organism in Eukaryota, Metazoa, Chordata, Actinopteri, Perciformes, Cyclopteridae. The record is from RefSeq and is a predicted model, not a curated record.
AUGUUAGACGAGGACGUGUUCCGAGUGAUAUGUAUAGAUAACAUCUGCCCUCAUCUCCACUUCACAGGGUCCAGGACACGGUUUGAAGACAGCGCACCUCGGAUUGUGGAGGACCCCUCGGAUUUGAUCGUCUCCAAGGGGGAGCCUGCCACCCUCAACUGCAAGGCAGAGGGCAGACCCCCUCCCAGUAUAGAGUGGUAUAAGGAUGGCGAGCGAGUGGAGACAGACAAAGAUGACCCCCGGUCUCACCGCAUGCUGCUGCCCAGCGGAUCACUCUUCUUCUUACGCAUCGUGCACGGACGCCGGAGCAAACCAGACGAGGGCGUCUACACCUGCGUGGCCCGCAACUACCUGGGAGAGGCCAUUAGUCGUAAUGCUUCACUGGAUGUUGCCAUCCUGAGAGAUGAUUUCCGGCAGGCCCCGAGCGAUGUGGUGGUGGCUGCUGGUGAGCCAGCGGUGUUGGAGUGUGUGCCUCCACGUGGUCACCCUGAGCCCACCGUGUCCUGGAAACGCAACAAUGCCCGAGUCAGCACCAAGGAUGACCGCAUCUCUAUCCAUGGGGGUAAACUGAUGAUCUCUCACACCAGGAAGAGCGAUGCUGGCAUGUAUGUUUGUGUGGGCAAUAAUAUGGUUGGAGAGAGGGACAGCGAUCCUGCAGAGUUGGUGGUAUACGAGCGCCCUGUGUUGGUACGGAGGCCGGUGAACCAGGUGGUCAUGGAGGAAGACACCGUCGACUUCCUGUGUGAAGUCCAUGGAGAUCCCCCUCCCACUGUCCGAUGGCGGCGAGAGGAAGGGGAGCUUCCCCGCGGGAGGUUUGAAAUCCGCAACGGCAACAGCCUCCAUUUGUUCCGUGUGAAAGAGGACGAUGAAGGGACGUAUACCUGCACAUCUGAGAACAGUGUGGGCAAGACGGAGGCCUCAGCCAUGUUGCAGGUCCACGUACCACCUCAGAUUGCCACGAAGCCCCGAGACCAGAUUGCCACCCAAGGGAGGAGCAUCACCUUCCAAUGCGGCACCACAGGAAACCCUCCACCUGCCAUCUUCUGGCAGAAAGAGGGCAGCCAGAUGUUGCUGUUCCCCGGCCAGCCACCAUCACAGUCUGGUCGUUACUCUGUCUCCAUGAGCGGAGAACUGACCAUCACUGAUGUCCACCCCGAGGACUCUGGUUUCUACAUCUGCCAGGCCAUCAGUGUGGCAGGAAGUGUGUUGACCAAGGCUCUGCUGGAGGUGGAGGGAGGUCCUUCAGGUCGUGUCCCACCGAUUAUUCGCCAAGGUCCGGCCAAUCAGACUGUAUCUCGGGGUGCGACGGUGCGGCUAGACUGUCGUGUAAACGGAGGGCCCUCAAUCAAGAUUUCAUGGGAGAAGGAUGGAGAGAGCCUUCUGGGAAAUAAACCUCGACUGAUCUUGAUGGAAAAUGGCACUUUGCAAAUCACAGACAUAAAGGAAGCAGACUCUGGGAUGUACACGUGCGAGGUAUCCAGCACCACAGGGGAGUCGAGCUGGAGUGGGAUGUUGACUGUCAGAGAAGAUGGAGUUUCCUCUGUAUCCAGAGCUUCUGAGUUCAUCCAGCUUCCGGGGCCUCCGCAGAAGCCGGUAGUGACGGAGGUGAACAAAAACACCGUCACCCUCACCUGGCAGUCCAACCCUCAUGAGGGAGGGGCCGCUGUUACCUCCUACAUCAUCGAGGCCUUCAGCCAAUCAGUGGGAAGCACCUGGCAAACGGUGGCAGACCAGGUGAAGCAGGAGAGGCACACCGUCGUGGGACUCUUCCCCAACACUGUUUAUCUCUUCAUAGUCAGAGCGGUCAACUCGUAUGGCCUCAGCGACCCCAGCCCGAUCUCUGAGCCCGUCAGGACGCAGGAUGGGAGUCCGACAGAACAGGGCGUGGACCACAGACAGGUGCAGAGAGAGUUAGGAGAGGUGUCUGUCUACCUGCAGAAGCCUGUGGUUCUCUCUCCUACCAGCGCCAGGAUUUCUUGGACUGUCGCCCUUCAAUCUCGCUACGUUCAGGGUUAUCGAAUAUUUUACCGGACUAUCGGCAGCUCCUGGUUGGUCCAGGAUGUGGAGGCCACAUCUGACCACAGCAUCAUCUUAGUAGAUCUGUACAGCAGUACAGAGUACGAGGUCAAGAUACGCCCUUACUUCAAUGAGUUACAGGGACAUGACGGCCUCAUGGUUCUUCUGCGCAUGCCUGAGGAGGUGUUAAGUGCACCACCACAGGCUGUUUCAGUGGUUCAGCUCACCAACAGCUCCAGUAUCAGUGUGUCCUGGGAGCCUCCGCCUCUUAAUACUCAGACCGGCAUCAUUCGAGAGUACAAGGUCUGGUGUCUGGGCAGCAGCACGGAGCGGGAAAACCAGAUCAACCGAACAGUGGAUGGAGCUGUUCUGUCCAUCUUGCUGACAGGCCUGUUGCCUGACGUCCGCUACUCCGUGGUGGUGGCAGCUGUCACCAGUCUGGGUGUGGGCGCUCAAAGCCCACCUGUCAGCCUGCUUCUCACUCUCCCUGUAGGCAAGACGCCUGUGAAGAAAGGCGGUAACCUUAGCAUAUCGGAGCAGAUCAUGAGCGUCGUCCGGCAGCCGGCCUUCAUCGCAGGUCUCGGUGUGGCUGCGUGGUUGGUGCUGACGGGCUUCAGCGGUUGGCUUUACUGUCGACACCGCAGGAGGAAGCAGCUGGGACACUACACCACAUCCUUUGCAUACACACCAGCAGCUGGCUUUGCUCACAGUGAAGGAUCUGAAAUCAUCAAUGGAGGGCCUGGCUUGUUAGGAUCCAACAUGGGCAACUACCCCUGGCUGGCUGACUCUUGGCCCAAUCCAAACCUCACUCAUAACAGCAAAGACUGCUGCUCUGGCAAACUGGACUCAGACAGAUAUUAUAACGCAGUCGGCAUCAUGAACUACCCAAACCAGUCCGAGAAGCGCAGCACGGCGUCCAACGACAGUCCCAUCUACAGCACCAUCAACACAGCCGCUGAGGAUGACCUGCUGGCAUACUACGACACCUACUCCAGUACGUCCUACAAUCAGGGACCGGACCCGUACAGCAGCAACCCAGUGCUGUCCAACGGUGGCCUUGUGGGUCUGGAGCUAGACCUGGACCAGUGGACCAUCCAGUCUGGUCAGUCUGGGUCUGAAUAUGCCAAGCUCCAGUAUACAAAGAAAAGCAACGACAAACUGGUAAAGCAGAGGUCCACUGGGUCCUCGUCCCGGUCAGCUCCUCUCACCUGGGUGGAUGUUUUGUCGCUGCCACUUCCUGUCAUUAAAGACCGAGGUAACACAAAGACAGACAAAGAGGAAGAGCAACACAGCUCCGGGGAGGAAGAUGAUAACUGGUGUCCUCCCCUCCCGGCCAGAACCUACCUGAUGGACACUUCAAGGGAGGAACUCUCCAGCCUGCCCUCCAAACCAGACAAGCUGUCCUACGCAGCCACACUCAUGUCGACCCCCCAGCAAGACACGCACAAGCCCAGCGACAGUCCACGGCUGCAGCACUUUGACCCGUUGGCCCGAAACCACUCGGGCUCCCAGGUUUCCCAGUCCAACCCGGAUCUGUUUACCAACACCAAGGCCCAGGUUGCCGAGGCGACCUACCACACCAGCCACUGGGCAGAACAUUUGAAGGGAGAAAGCCUUGGUAAAGGAAAAUCUUGUGCUCCGGCUGCCGAGUCCAGCCCUGCAGCCCAGGCACACAGAUCCAGGAGCAAGAAGAAAACACUCAAGGAUGGACAAGUCAGACGAGAGCUUCACAGCCAAGCUGAACUACCCCCCCGACCAGCCCCUCCCCCUACAGAUGAAUCCUUGCAGCUCUUGGCUGAUGUUUUGAGCCGCAGCCGAACAGACACUAAAAGAAAAGAGGGAAGUGACUCGCCAACUCUUCAGAGGAGGGCAGAACAUUUCUCACCCCAAAGGAGAGGAACCACAAUGUUAUCACAGGAUGAGAAUGUAAUCCCAUACGGACAGCCCAGCUUUCUGCCCCAGUUCCAGAUGUCAGGCUACGGGUCCCUGGGUGGAGGAGUCCUUUCACGACCCACCACCGCUGGCCGGAGGAGAGACGAGGUAUGUUUAGACUGA